AUGUCAUUAUUCCAUAGACGAUUUGGACGAAAAAAUUUAUCAUCAAAAAAACGAUUGAAAUCAACAGACACAUCAAACGCUCAAAGUAUAAUUAUAAAUCAAUAUAAUGAUCAAUCCUCAUCAUAUGAAUCGAUCUUCUCAGCGUCUGUUUCAUCGUUCGAUUAUCAACAACCACCUGUUAUUGACACACGAUGUCUAACGUUACAUAAUCCAAAAAAUCGACUAUCGACAUCGUCUACGUCAUCGUCUUCGCUGUUAUCUCGAACAUUUUCACAGCAGCAACAACAACAGUUUCGCUCAACACCAAACGACAAUGAUUGUAUAUCAGUUUCCAGUGAAACUAUUAAUAAUGGUAAACAUUCUAAAAGACCAAAAUUGAACAAGAAUUUUAUUCAUGAAAAAGAAAAUAAAUCUCCAUUCCAAACAGAUAAAUCAUUAUCAAAUGACAUGGACAAAACAAGUAUUCUAUCUGUGGAGGAUUUGUACAAAGAAGCAUUGUCCAAUUAUAAAUUAGAACUAGAGUUAUCAAAAACGAAUGGAAAUAAAGAACAAGAAUGUCAGUUAACAUCAUUUAUUGGAAAUACAUUAGCCAUGUUAGGACAAUACGAUAGUGCUAUUGAAUGGUUUCAAACAUAUUUGAAUUUAACAAAAGAAAUAUUGAAUAAAGAUGAAGAAGCCAAAGCAUUAUAUUAUCUCGGAUUAAUGUAUCAUUUUAAAGGAAAAGAGUUGUUGAAUGUAUAUGGGCAAUUGAAUAAUGAUAUUGAUAUUCUGUUACGACAGUCAAUAAAAUAUUAUGGUUAUAGAAAUAGGAAUGAAAAAGAAGUCCAUAUUGAUUAUGAUAAUGGCACUAUGCCAGAAAAGAAACAAGUUGAUGAGACAUCUUAG
Molecule: messenger RNA, 885 nt
Organism: Didymodactylos carnosus
Lineage: Eukaryota; Metazoa; Rotifera; Eurotatoria; Philodinida; Philodinidae
Source: the annotation of a GenBank genome assembly